Cyprinodon variegatus (sheepshead minnow) is the source of this 2352-nucleotide messenger RNA. It is a transcript of the gene osbpl9, whose product is annotated as oxysterol binding protein like 9. Gene Ontology annotation, molecular function: sterol binding. The transcript has 24 exons. The coding region runs from base 36 to 2258 and encodes 740 amino acids. Lineage: Eukaryota; Metazoa; Chordata; Actinopteri; Cyprinodontiformes; Cyprinodontidae. Gene Ontology annotation, cellular component: cytosol; membrane; intracellular membrane-bounded organelle. The record is from RefSeq and is a predicted model, not a curated record.
AUGCGACUCCUCCCCAACCCAAGCCUGUUGUAAAGAUGGCGUCUAUCAUGGAGGGGCCGCUAAGCAAGUGGACUAACGUCAUGAAAGGCUGGCAGUACCGGUGGUUUGUUUUGGACUACAACGCCGGCCUUUUGUCGUAUUACACGUCUAAGGACAAAAUGAUGCGAGGAUCCAGAAGAGGCUGCGUGCGACUCAGAGGAGCUGUGAUCGGAAUAGAUGACGAAGAUGACAGCACAUUCACCAUCACUGUGGACCAGAAGACUUUCCACUUUCAAGCUCGAGAUGCGGAUGAACGUGAGAAGUGGAUCCACGCCUUAGAGGGGACUAUCCUCCGUCACACCCUCCAGCUCCGGGAGGCUGAGACAGGACUCGUUCCCAGUGUGCAAGACUUUGACAAGAAGCUCGCUGAAGCUGACGCCUACCUACAGAUCCUAAUCGACCAGUUAAAGCUGUUUGAUGAGAAGAUCAAGGACUGCAAAGAGGAUGAAUCGCGCAGGAAAAUAGAAAAUCUGAAAGAGACUACUUGUAGUAUGGUAGAGUCCAUCAAGCACUGUAUUGUUCUUCUGCAGAUUGCCAAGGACCAAAGUAACGAACAACAACACGCAAACGGACUUAUAAGCACCAUCAACCCAGUGGAUGGGAUCUACCAGCCGCAUCUUGACCCCCCUGUAGUCAACACCACAAUGCCAACGCAGAACACACUACCCAUAGACGCUUCUCAGGUGUGUAAAUCAGACCAACGACCUUCCACAUUAGCUGUUGGUCCCGUGGUCACAGUGAUGGGUAGUCUGCAGACCCCGACUCCCAACAGCACAGGGAGUGGCCCGUCCGGCCCCAGCAGCGGCGUCUCCUCUCCGACUCACAUCCCCCUGCCCUCACACUCAGUGCCAGACUUCUCCUACUCCUCCAGCGAGGAUGAGUUUUAUGAUGCUGACGAGUAUAACCAGAGCAGCAUUUCACCCAAACACUUUGCAGAUCCCUCAGGGCCCUCUGCUGCUCCCACGGCAACUAACGAGCAAACAUCAUUAAAACGGCCUGAAACCACAGAGUCCCUCAACUCAACCAUGUCAAACGGCACCACAGAUCCAGAUAUGUUUGACAAUAAUGACGACCGUGAUGACGAUGGUGAGGGGGAGUCUGUGGAAGAGCACAAGAGCGUCAUCAUGCAUCUGCUGUCACAAGUCCGUUUGGGCAUGGACCUCACUAAAGUGGUUCUGCCUACUUUCAUCCUAGAGAGGAGAUCUUUGUUAGAGAUGUAUGCAGACUUCUUUGCACACCCUGAUUUAUUUGUAAGUAUCGCUGACCAACCGGAGCCCAGGGAACGCAUGGUUCAGGUGGUGAAGUGGUUCCUGUCUGCUUUCCAUGCAGGCAGGAAAGGUUCAGUGGCCAAAAAACCUUACAAUCCAAUCCUGGGGGAAGUCUUCUUCUGCCACUGGGAUCUUCCAAACGAGAUGGAAGAGCCGCCUCCACCUACGGAGGCCGUAUCAGACGGUCCAGUUCCUUGGUCUUCACCCAACAGUGUGCGUUUCGUGGCAGAGCAGGUCUCUCACCACCCGCCCAUCUCUGCAUUUUACGCGGAGUGUUUAAAUAAGAAGAUCCAGUUCAAUGCUCACAUCUGGACCAAGUCCAAGUUUCUUGGCAUGUCUAUAGGGGUCCACAACAUCGGUCAAGGCUGUGUGUCGUGUUUGGAGCAUGAUGAACAUUAUAUUCUUACCUUCCCUAAUGGAUACGGCAGGUCGAUUCUGACCGUGCCCUGGGUGGAGUUGGGUGGAGAGUGCAACAUUUCCUGCUCAAAGUCAGGCUACAGCGCCACCAUCGUAUUCCACACCAAACCUUUCUAUGGCGGAAAGAAGCACAGGGUCACAGCAGAAAUCUUCGCACCAAAUGACAAGAAAUCUUUCUGCUCCAUUGAAGGAGAAUGGAACGGAGUGAUGUACUCCAAGCUGGCAACUGGAGAGAAUGCAUCAUUCAUAGACACUAAGAAAAUGAGCAUCAUAAAGAAGAAGGUGAGGAAGCUAGAGGACCAGCUGGAUUACGAGUCCCGGAGGCUAUGGAGAGAUGUGACACUGAACCUGAAGCUUAAAGACAUUGAUGCAGCAACAGAGGCCAAACAUCGUCUGGAGGAGAAACAAAGAGCUGAAGCCAGGGAGAGGAAGGAGAAGGAGCAGCAGUGGGAAACCAGGCUAUUCCAUGAAGACGGGGAGUGCUGGGUCUACGACGAGCCGCUAUUAAAGAGAUUAGCUUCUCAGAGGCACUGAUAAAGCAUCACUCGCUAUGAUGAACACAGAAGUUCAAAAAGAAAUCUGCACAGACACAGGAGUCUUCAUAAGAACUCUUUUGCAUUAAAAAAAA